AUGAGAGAUUUUCCUUCUUAUUAUGGGGAGCUGAGAGGAGUUGAACGUAAACUGAUGUACAAAUCUGAGGGAUUGGCCAUGGAAAGAAGCUUCUAUGGAAUAAGGAACUAUGAAGGUUCCAACGAGAGGGUGGUGAGUGUGGAAGAGUAUGGAGCAAAAGGUGGUGGAGUUGAUGAUACCAUGGCAUUUGAAAAGGCAUGGAAUGCAGCUUGCUCCUCUAACAGCCCAAUCACACUUAUGAUACCCAAGGGUAACAUGUACUUAUUAAAGCCUAUCACAUUUUCUGGUCCCUGCAAAUCACAUAUUUCAGUAAAGAUCAUGGGGACAAUUGAAGCUUCUUCAAAUCCAUCUGAUUGGAAUGGGAAAAACCAAAGGACAUGGAUUCUCUUCAACAAUGUAAACAAUCUAGUUAUUCUAGGAGGUGGAACCAUCAAUGGCAAUGGAAAGGUUUGGUGGCAAAAAUCAUGCAAAAUAGAUAAAUCACAACCAUGCAAAGAUGCACCUACGGCUUUAACUUUCAACGCAUGCAAUGAGUUGAGAGUAGAGAACUUGAAUGUGAUAAAUAGCCAACAGAUACACAUUGAGUUUGAGAACUGCAAAAAUGUCAUGGCUUCAAGUCUGACCAUAACUGCACCCAGCUAUAGCCCAAACACGGAUGGAAUCCAUAUCGCAGGAACACAAAAUAUUACUCUCAAUCGUUGCACCAUUGCUACUGGAGAUGAUUGUAUCUCAGUAGUGAGUGGAUCUCAGUAUGUGAACGCUACUAACAUAAUUUGUGGUCCUGGUCAUGGAAUCAGUAUUGGAAGCCUUGGAGCAAACGGGUCCAAUGACUUGGUCUCAGAUGUUACGGUGGACACUGCACAAUUGACUGGUACUUCAAAUGGUGUUCGUAUUAAGACAUGGCAGGGGGGGAGUGGCUAUGCCAAAAACAUAAUAUUCAAAAACAUUAUAAUGAAGAAUGUCCGAAAUCCAAUUAUCAUAGAUCAAAACUACUGCGACUCCACCAAGCCUUGCGCUCAACAGAAAUCUGCAGUGCAGGUGAGCAAUGUACAGUACAGCAACAUCAAGGGAACAAGUGAAUCAAAUCUGGCAAUAAAUUUCAGCUGCAGCAAAAGCUUUCCAUGCAGCGGAAUAAUAUUACAGGAUAUCAACUUGGUUAUGAGUUCUGGUAAAUCCGCUAACAGCUUCUAUGAAAAUGCCAAGUGGAUUAAGGAAGGGACAGUCAACCCUUCACCCUGA
Phalaenopsis equestris is the source of this 1239-nucleotide messenger RNA. RefSeq names its product polygalacturonase-like. NCBI's taxonomy places the organism in Eukaryota, Viridiplantae, Streptophyta, Magnoliopsida, Asparagales, Orchidaceae. The coding region runs from base 1 to 1239 and encodes 412 amino acids. Gene Ontology annotation, biological process: anther dehiscence; pectin catabolic process; fruit dehiscence. The record is from RefSeq and is a predicted model, not a curated record. The transcript is spliced from 9 exons. Gene Ontology annotation, molecular function: polygalacturonase activity.